AUGCCAACCAAGCUCAUGAUGUUCUUUGUGGCGCUGGACUUCAUCUUCGCUGGAUGUGGAGGACUACUACUAGGCUUCUCCCUGAUGUCUGAGCAGCGCAUGCGAGAGUCUCCGAGGGUAGACAACGUCGCCGAAAAUCUGCUGCUCGGCCAAUGUCCACUGACAGCCGGCGUCGUAAACGCGGUCUUCAUUUUCGUCACUUUCCUGCUGUCUCUACCUGCGCUCUUUCUCCCAAUGAACAAAGGCUGGCUACGUACGCAAGGCUGGCUGGUUGUCGUCUGCGCCACCUUUACUCUUGGUCUCGGUAUUGCAGUGUGGGUAGACACCCUGCAGACCCGUGUCGAACUCAGCGAGAUCUGGCAGCGAGAGACACCUCUCAUUCAGAGUCUGUUGCAGCAAAAGUUUAAUUGCUGCGGAUACUUUAACUCGACUUCACCUCCGUUUGUCCAGGAUGGUAUUUGCAUCAACUCGCUCGUUGCUGCGCAAAAGGGCGGCUGCAUCGGACCUUUCUCGUCCUUCGCCAACAGGUACCUUGAUCUAAUCUUCACUGCUGCAUUCGGUAUCGUCGGUGUCGACGCCCUUCUUGUGUUGUGCGUCGCAAUGGUUCUCCAGUACAGGUCAGAACAGGAGCGCUACAGGCAUAUUGACGAGAAGAAUGGUCUCGGUGGAUUGUAG
Molecule: messenger RNA, 675 nt
Organism: Didymosphaeria variabile
Lineage: Eukaryota; Fungi; Ascomycota; Dothideomycetes; Pleosporales; Didymosphaeriaceae
Exons: 3
Coding region: 1-675 (224 amino acids)
Source: RefSeq, a predicted model, not a curated record